This is a messenger RNA of Oryza sativa Japonica Group (Japanese rice), 1857 nucleotides long. NCBI's taxonomy places the organism in Eukaryota, Viridiplantae, Streptophyta, Magnoliopsida, Poales, Poaceae. The record is from RefSeq and is a predicted model, not a curated record.
AUGUGUGCUCAAUUCUUCUGCACAGCCUUAAGCCAUUCCAGUUCCAGUGUUAGUACUAUUCCGAUAGAGGUAAUGAGUUGUUCAGUCAGCGAAUCAAUGUCUACUACUCUAUUUGGUUGGUGGAUUGCCAAAAAAAAAGUGAGGUUAGAAUGAUAUGCAGGUAAAAUUAGCCAAAAAGUAAGUCUAUGACAUGUGGGCCACAAGAAUAAAAAAGAGAGGGGAGACCGGUUUGUGAUAGUGAACUAAACAUUUUUCUGUAGAAAUUUGCCAGGAUUUAGGUUGGCACUGUUAGUCACGUGAUGAUGUGCCAUCUCUGGCUAAUAGUAUCUUGAUUUUUUUUCUGAAAUGUUUGGUUCUAGUAAUUCAAGCCUGUUAUUAAACACUAACCGAUGCAGUUCUAGGCAAAAUUAAAACUGCACAACAGAACAAGUUGUUCUUCACGCAGAAUGUCACAAACCUCAUUUUUCAGUAGUUUUUUUUUAAUUGGUGGUUCUAGAGGUUUUGAGGUUCGUAUAGGAGUACCCCAUCCUUUUAAAUUUGAUGAAAAUUUUGAUGAAAUAAAUGUAAAUUUAAUAUUAUGAAAUUUCAAAGUAUGAGGUAGGACCAUCUAACGAAAAUUUCUUCCGCCACUGGUUUUUUUUCAAAGUCUUUUAUAUCAGUCUCCCUGCCCUGAACCACGAUUACAGAAGAGAAAAAUAAGGAAAGGAAAGAGAAGGCAUGGGCAACCUGUUGUGCUGCGUGGAGGUGGAGGAGUCGACGGUGGCGAUGCGGGAGCGGUUUGGUAAGUUCGACGGCGUCAUGGAGCCUGGCUGCCACUUCGUGCCCUGGUUUCUUGGCCUCCAGGCCCGCGGCCCCCUCUCCCUCCGCCUCCGUCAGCUCGAGAUCCGCUGCCCGACCAAGACCAAGGACAAUGUGUAUGUAACUAUUGUUACGUGUGUUCAGUACCGUGCUCUAGCCGACAAAGCGAGCCAUGCGUUCUACACGCUCAUCAACACCAGGUCACAGAUCCAGGCUCACGUCUUCGAUGUGCUGAGGACGAGCAUACCGAAGCUGGCGCUGGAGGAGGUGUUCGACAAGAAGAAGGAGAUCGCGGAGGCGCUGGAGGAGGAGGUGGCGGAGGCCAUGGCGCCGUACGGCUACGAGGUGAUGCGCGCGCUCGUCGUGGACGUGGAGCCCGAGGAGGCCGUGAGGCGCGCCAUGGGCGAGAGCCGCGCCGCGGCCGACAGGGCGGUGGCGGAGCGGGCGGCGCGCGCCGGGCGCGCCGAGGCCGACGCCGAGGCCGCGCGCCUCGCCGGCGUCGGCGCCGCGCGCCACCGCCAGGCCGUCGUCGACGGGCUCAGGGCCUGCGUCGUCGCGUUCUGCGCCGCCGUCCCGGGCGCCACGCCCAGGGAGGUCAUGGACAUGGUGCUCGUCGCGCAGUACUUGGACACCGUGAGGGAGAUCGCCGCCGCGUCCGCGUCCGGGUGCUCGGCGGCGGCGGCGGUGCCGUUCCUCCCGCACGGCCCCGCCGCGGCGCGCGACGCCGUGGCGCAGAUACGCGACGGGCUGCUCCAGGCCGUGCAGCCUCCUGCCGCCGCCGCCGCCGCAAGCGUCGCCGCCGUUGGCCUUCCAUUGCCAUUGCCAGUCGCCAGCGUUUGCGAAGGUAUCACAGAAGAGCAGUAGUUGAGUUGAGUUGGGUUGCCUUACUGUGUCAGUGUGUAAUAAUGCCAAUGGUUACUGCAAAUCUAGCUACUAUAUAUGCUGUGUCUUGGAUGUGUUGUGUACAAGUGAUCUGGAUCAAGAAAAGUGUCAUGCAGUGCUUCUCUUGUUCUUUUUGCAAUUGAAUUGCUUCUGCAAGGAUGCCAGAACUUAAUGAUA